CCUGGGCAACAAGAGGGAAACUCUGUAUCAAAAAAAAAAAGAAAAAAAAAAAGAAUAGGUGAGGGGUGAGAGGUCUGAAAAAGUGGAAGCAGCCAGAGGGAAGAGAGGCCAGGAAGAGGGAAAUUGGGGCCUCUAACCUGACGGGAUAAACCUGGUCCUCGGGAAAGAGGGAAACAGCUGCUCAGACUGUCUAGUGCUGACUGUUCUCCCACCUUCAUCCCCUGCCAGAUGUGCUAAUGCUGCUGAUGACAGAUGUACUGGUGUUUCUCCAGGAAAAGGACCAGAAGUACAUCUUUCCUACCCUGGACAAGCCCUCAGUGGUAUCGCUGCAGAAUCUAAUCGUACGGGAUAUCGCCAACCAGGAGAAAGGGAUGUUUCUGAUCAGCGCAGCCCCACCUGAGAUGUACGAGGUGCACACAGCAUCCCGGGAUGACCGGAGCACCUGGAUCCGGGUCAUUCAGCAGAGCGUGCGCAUAUGCCCAUCCAGGGAGGACUUCCCCCUGAUUGAGACAGAGGAUGAGGCUUACCUGCGGCGAAUUAAGAUGGAGUUGCAGCAGAAGGACCGGGCACUGGUGGAGCUGCUGCGAGAGAAGGUUGGGCUGUUUGCUGAGAUGACCCAUUUCCAGGCCGAAGAGGAUGGUGGCAGUGGGAUGGCCCUGCCCACCCUGCCCAGGGGCCUUUUCCGCUCCGAGUCCCUUGAGUCCCCUCGUGGCGAGCGGCUGCUGCAGGAUGCCAUCCGUGAGGUGGAGGGUCUGAAAGACUUGCUGGUGGGGCCGGGAGUGGAACUGCUCUUGACACCCCGAGAACCAGCCCUGCCCUUGGAACCAGACAGCGGUGGUAACACGAGUCCUGGGGUCACUGCCAAUGGUGAGGCCAGAACCUUCAAUGGCUCCAUUGAACUGUGCAGAGCCGACUCAGACUCCAGCCAGAGGGAUCGAAAUGGAAAUCAGCUGAGAUCACCCCAAGAGGAGGCGUUGCAGCGAUUGGUCAAUCUCUAUGGACUUCUACAUGGCCUACAGGCAGCUGUGGCCCAGCAGGACACUUUGAUGGAAGCCCGGUUCCCUGAGGGCCCUGAGCGGCGGGAGAAGCUAUGCCGAGCCAACUCUCGGGAUGGGGAGGCUGGCAGGGCUGGUGCUGCCCCUGUGGCCCCUGAAAAGCAGGCCACGGAACUGGCAUUACUGCAACGGCAACAUGCGUUGCUGCAGGAGGAGCUACGGCGCUGCCGGCGGCUAGGUGAAGAACGGGCAACUGAAGCUGGCAGCCUGGAGGCCCGGCUCCGGGAGAGUGAGCAGGCCCGGGCGCUGCUGGAGCGGGAGGCCGAAGAGGCUCGAAGGCAGCUGGCCGCCCUGGGCCAGACCGAGCCACUCCCAGCCGAGGCCCCCUGGGCCCGCAGACCUGUAGAUCCUCGGCGGCGCAGCCUCCCUGCAGGCGAUGCCCUGUACUUGAGUUUCAACCCCCCACAGCCCAGCCGAGGCACAGACCGCCUGGAUCUGCCUGUCACUACUCGCUCUGUCCAUCGACACUUUGAGGACCGAGAGAGGCAGGAACUAGGGAGCCCCGAAGAGCGGCUACAAGAUAGCAGUGACCCUGACACCGGCAGCGAGGAGGAAGGUAGCAGCCGUCUGUCUCCGCCCCACAGUCCACGAGGUGAGACCCUGGCGGAGACAUGGACCAGAGACUUUACCAGAAUGCAGGACAUCCCGGAGGAGACGGAGAGCCGCGACGGGGAGGCUGUAGCCUCCGAGAGCUAAGGGGGCCCCUCACCCCUGCCCUGUGCCCCACUGAAGAACAUUACUGAGGGGGGCUAACCUUGGGGACUCCAAUUUGCCAAUGAUAAGGGAACAUUUGAAAGAACUUGCCAGCUCUUGGGAUCCUUAGAUACCUGGGGCCAUUUAAGAAGCUGGGGGAAUUAGGCCACAACACCCCCUGGGGCAUCCAAAAGCUACACCACAGAUGCCAGUGGUUCACACCUUCUUCCCUCCACUUUAGGAAAAUUUAUUUAUUUAUUAUUAGUUAUGGGGGGAGAGGGGAGAUUUAAAGGACCAGGGACAUGGGAACCAAGCCAUAGGGAUCAGAGGGCCUUGUCCUUGAACACUACUGGGGUAUGUUCAGGCUCAUCCACGCAACUGCUGGGUUCUUGCCCUAACAACCCUCCCCUGCAACAUCCAUCUUGGAGGAGAGGCUGCAGCCACAGAACCCUACUGCCCUUUAAAUAAAGGAGGGCUAUGGGCAGGGCCAUGUCUCUUUCUCCUCUCCCCUCAACCUCUUACUGCUGUUCUCCCUUUCUCUGUCCUUCAUGGAAGCCCUGGGAGAUAACCUGGCUUCCUGGAGUUGAUGGACUAGAGGUUGGGGUGGCCAUAAUGGUUUGUUGGGGGUAAGGGAAAAAACCCACAGGGACCAGAAUGUUUUGUUGUUGUUUUGUUUUCUUUUUUGUACCAAAGUCAACUGCACGUGUUUUAUAUUUUUAAGAGAUCAUAGGCAAUUAGAAAUCGAAGCCUCCUAUCUCCACAUCUCUGAAGAAGUUGAGGGGUAGGGGAGACAAUGACUUCUGCCUUCAUCUGCAGUAACGGGGGAACCUAUACUGACCUAUUCCCCAGCCAUUUGGAAACAAAUUCUAGGGUGGGUUGGGAAAUCUCCAGGAGCCCUGACCUCAUCUUCCACCUCAGCAACCAUGACCUGAAACCUCAGCGUGAAUUUGGGGGAUUUUUCAAUGGAACCCCUGCCCCCAAAUGUCGACCAGCCCCAGUUUUUUUUUUUUUGUUUGUUUCUGCCAAUUUUGUUGUUUUAAAAAAAAAAUAUCAGGGAAAAUUAAAAACCUGGAACUCCAUAA
Messenger RNA from Piliocolobus tephrosceles (Ugandan red Colobus), 2830 nucleotides. RefSeq names its product Rho/Rac guanine nucleotide exchange factor 2 (gene ARHGEF2). Gene Ontology annotation, biological process: regulation of Rho protein signal transduction; cell morphogenesis; positive regulation of neuron differentiation. The coding region runs from base 237 to 1751 and encodes 504 amino acids. Gene Ontology annotation, cellular component: ruffle membrane; cytoskeleton. Gene Ontology annotation, molecular function: microtubule binding. The record is from RefSeq and is a predicted model, not a curated record. NCBI's taxonomy places the organism in Eukaryota, Metazoa, Chordata, Mammalia, Primates, Cercopithecidae. The transcript is spliced from 11 exons.